Messenger RNA from Marchantia polymorpha subsp. ruderalis, 1904 nucleotides. Lineage: Eukaryota; Viridiplantae; Streptophyta; Marchantiopsida; Marchantiales; Marchantiaceae. The record is from the annotation of a GenBank genome assembly.
CUGGCUGGCGCCUUCCUCUUCUUGUUCUUGAUCUUCCGCGCUCGCUCGUGUGCGCGCGACUCGCUCGCGCUGUGUCUCGGCUCUGGGGCCGGUAACGAAGCUGUGGAGGGCGACAAUUGUAGCUUGUGAUCGUCGAUGGAUCGCUUUCCUCUUUCGGGCAAUGAUUGUUGACGAGAAGUGGUCAAUGGAACAUGGAAGAGAGACUCUGCUGAAGGAAAGAAUGACUUUCGUGCAGAUGGGCGAAUGAGAUGAGAUGAGAUGAGUUGAGAAGAGAAGAGAAGAGAAGACACGAGACGAGGCUAGGACAGUGGUGACAGGGUCGCGAUGGAAGACGCGUAAAAUUAAAAAAAUUGUGGUCGUUGUUGUUGGUGUUAUUGUUCUUUGCGUGGAGGAAAAGGUGGUGUGGUGCAGGCGUAGAGAAAUUUCGGAUUUUGUGGACUGGAUUCGCUCGAGGAGCUGAAGGUGUCUCAAAAUGGCAGUGCUGGCAGAUUCCCGAAUAUGUUUUUUUGACCCACUCCAAAUCAGGCUCGAUGGCCCACGCUAUGCCUCGAGCGGUCGAGCUAGAUAUGGAUCACGUAGAUUUAAUUUGGUGAAAAUAUCGUCUAUUGCACCGUUUACACCAAGUCUUCAAAGUACUGGAAAAUUUUCAGCUUUUCAGAAGCAGAGAAGGAUGUGCCCUUUAGUAUUGGACAGUGCCGACUUUAAAAAAUCAUCUGAGCCCCCUCAGGCUUCAAGAUUACUCGGAGAAGUCACAACGCAAGACGAUAAGAUAGAUGAAAGUCAGAAUGGUUCUUCGUCUCUACAUCAAGACAGCAAGUUGUUAUCUACAUCUGAGGUUGCAGCCUUCCGAUCAGAUCCCGUCCGCUCAAAGCUCAUAAAGAAGCUCAGUGAAGCCAACCAAUUCAAUCGCCAUCUUCUUAGACAGGUGGCUAUACGCGAGAAAGUCAUACAGCAGUCAAAAGCGCAGAUUUCUGAUUUAGAACUUGAGCUUGGAAUACUGGUGAAAAUAGCACAGGAGAUUGCGAAAGACGGCGGAAAGCCUGGAACUAGAAAAAUCAACGGCAGAUACAUCCAUUCUCAUCUGGCAGUUAGGCUUGAAGAGUGUGUCUGUGCGCUUCUUUCUCAGUUACAAUCCUGGGGUGGUGAUGACAACCUGCUUACCACGUCCACUACUUUUCUUGCAAGUGAAGCACCCGAACUUCAGCAAACUCUACUGAAACAAUUAGAAACUAUCGAGGGCGUUCGGUCGCGAGAGGUAGAGUGUGUAUAUUAUGGGAUGGCUGAGAAUGUUGUAGUCAUGGGUUCAUUCGACAGCUGGAGUCAUGGUGAAGCAAUGUCGCCUGAAAUGACAGGCACAUUUACAAAGUUCUCUGCAACGUUGAAGCUCCUUCCUGGACGGUAUGAAAUAAAAUUUAUGGUAGAUGGAGAAUGGCGACUUUCAAAUUUUUUGCCCAUUAUAGGAGAGGGCCUUAUGAUGAACAAUCUCCUUGUCGUAGAUUGAAAUUUUCUUUGUGUUGUAUAAAUAUUAGAUCUUUUGUAAAUGAGGUCAAAGGUAUGCAUACCGUUGACACUUGUACGUUUUAAGGAACAAUUACAAGGAAUACAUAGAGAAGGCGUAGAUGUAAAGUUGAAGAGACGUAGUUUGAUGGUUGCAAUGUUCUUUUGUCCUACGUUUGGUAAACACUAAAGUGGACCAUCUCCUUGCAGUUAGCUCAGUAGCUUCAAGUCAGAUUGAGAACUACCAACACCUAGAGGACUUUUAAGAUUUUGGACUAGAUGCUGAUUAUGACAUUUUAUCUCUGGUCCUAUCCAAUACCAUACCUUAAUGCACACGAACAACGUUGUGCACUGGUAUUUAUUCUUACGGUAUGCGUGGAUAGGAGCUGUGUAUCAUUAAAAGGGCU